AUGGAGAGCUUGCGAGGUGAGCUAACAGCUCUGUACAGAAAACAAUUCAUUAAACUCGACGCAGCUGAAUGCGCAGGCAAAGAUACCACUAAAAUGCGCAUUCAGCUGCUGGAAGCCUAUGUGAAGGAUCUAAAUGAGCAGAACGAAAUGCUGGUUCAGAUGGUAGAGGAGGCAACACAGACGAAGGAUGAACUCUGCGAGAGAGACAAGCAAAAAACUCAACAGCUCUGCAGGACAAAAGAUACCAUCUGUCAGAUCCAAGAAGAGCUAGACUGUCAGAGGGAAUCGAACGCUACCCUUUCGUGUAAAAUAUCUUCGCUGAAGACAGAGAACUGCAGUUUAACAAGGAAACUUGAUGAUGCUCAGAAUGAGAUCUCAAUUCUAAACCAGACGAUCUGCGAGCAAGAAUGCAUGAUCAAGAAAACACACAAAAAACUAUGUGACUUAGAAGAACAGGUCAACAUGGCCAAUGAUGAGAUUGAUCAAUUAGAAGAGAAAUUACGGGCGGCUAAAGCAGAGAUAGAAGUACUGAACAAACGUACCAACAAUUACGAGUGUACCAUCCAGGAUCUGAGGGAGGAUCUCUGCAAGGCCAAAGAUUGUGCAGAAUGUUUAGAUAAUGAGAACAGUAAACUUCAAAAUGAAAUAGACUGUCUAAGGAAAGAACUGGAACUUAAAGCACACGAGCAGUACAAAAUGGAAGCCCGAAUCGCAGAUAUGUGUAAAGAAAUCAGCUGUCAGAGUGAGAAACUCAGCAACAGUCAGGAACGACUGGAAGACCUGACCCGGAAAAACUGCACUCUGAGCGAUAGGCUGCAAUCUUCCAAUACAAAGCUUGAUCAGCUUGAUUCCGCUCAUGGGAAUUUGAUUGAAGAUUUUGAAGCCUAUCAAGAGACACACACCUAUUGCAAUGAUGAU
This is a messenger RNA of Candidula unifasciata, 918 nucleotides long. NCBI's taxonomy places the organism in Eukaryota, Metazoa, Mollusca, Gastropoda, Stylommatophora, Geomitridae. The record is from the annotation of a GenBank genome assembly.